Molecule: messenger RNA, 2824 nt
Organism: Xyrauchen texanus (razorback sucker)
Lineage: Eukaryota; Metazoa; Chordata; Actinopteri; Cypriniformes; Catostomidae
Gene: fank1
Product: fibronectin type III and ankyrin repeat domains 1
Exons: 9
Coding region: 25-1305 (426 amino acids)
Biological process (GO): proteolysis; regulation of apoptotic process
Cellular component (GO): nucleus
Molecular function (GO): aspartic-type endopeptidase activity; protein binding
Source: RefSeq, a predicted model, not a curated record
UAACACAAGAGAAGUAGAGGUAUUAUGGCGAACGCUAAGAGUCUUUAUUUUUGGUCGGAUGAGGAGACGGCAUUCAUGCUGUUGCAGCUAAAAGAGCUGGGCAUUCUUAAAUAUAUAGACGGCCGUAAAACACGGAACGGCGAACUUUUUAGAAAUGUCGCCAAAAAGCUAGAAAAAGCGGGCUUUAUUCGAAGCCCCGAACAGAUCCGCGUACGAUGGAAACACCUCAAACAGAGUUAUUACAGAGCAAAGAAGAUGAAUGGAGCGAGCGGGUACAAUCCAGUCAUCACGCCACAUGCGGAGAUUUUGACGGAGCUUUUGGGACAUCGAGCAUUGUCCAUAGCCGCUGUGAAUGUCGUGGACAACAGUUCACUCCUGUGCUCGGCUUCAGAAAGCAUUCAAGAGUGUACAAAGCUGGAUGGAAGUUCUGAAGAGCCAGCUUCAGUUGAGGUCAAGUGCGACACUGUUUCGGAAGACUCAUCACCAGAGAAGGCUAGCACCCCUCCACCCAGGGUUAGUAGGCCUGCUGAAUGGAGGAGGAGAAAACGACAAACGGCAGAUAUGGAAAGGUUCUUUGAACGAAUGCUGCAGAUGCAGAACUCUUGGGUCUCUGAACAAUUUCAGCAAAGCCAGGAAAGAGAGGAGCGCCUGGUAACCACUAUCUUGGAGAGCAGUAACAAAAUAGUUUCAACGAUAAUGGAGGCUAUCCACAGCCUGCAACCAUCUCCAGCAGCAACACCCCAGCCAUGUCCUUCAAGCAAUGCCGGAAUGGUCAAUGUGAAUGUUCAUGACAAAAUGGGGUUCACCCCUCUGAUGGUGGCAGCGCAGAAAGGCUUUACCAGCUUAGUGGAAAUCCUGGUGAAGCAUGGAGCUGACAUUAACAUGAGAGAUAGUGCUGGAAAAGACAGUCUAAUGCUGGCCUGUUACGCCGGUCACCUGGAAACAGUGAAGUAUCUGCGGCAGUGUGGGGCCUCUUGGCAGUCUCAAGACAUGGAUGGCUGCACUCCUCUCCACUGGGCUGUAGAUGGGGGACACCAGCCUGUCAUCACAUACAUGAUACAGGAAGGUUGUGAGGUGGAUGUAAGGGAUAAGGUCUCUCUUUGGACUCCACUCAUGCAUGUAUCAGCCAUCAGUGGGGAUGCUGCGGUGGCCUCUAUCCUUCUCCAGGCUGGAGCUGAUGUAAAUGUCCGUGACAAGGCUGGGAAGACACCACUAAUGGUAGCUGUGCUGAAUAACCACGAGGAACUGGUGAAGCUGCUACUCGACAGUGGGGCAGACCACCAUAUUAAGAAUGAGUUGGACUGACCUGUUUGGGAGUGGUACAGAAGGGGGUGGUCGUGGCACUGUUGGAGUCGGGACGGGUAGAGGACAAGGGCCCGGUAUCCGAACUCCCUCUGUGGACAUGCUGCGACCCACACCAUGGCCUCUGAUCAAGGGGUCCGCAGGAAGUGGCUUCUGUGGAGGACUGGGCAUAUCAUGGUCCUGUGCAUGACAAUAAAAUAUUUGCUUUUACAUUUCCUUGUCCAUCAUACAUCCUUGAAUCAUUAAUUACAGAGUUUUGUGGCUUUUAUUCUGUCUUCUAGCGUAGAUGCCUUCCAUAUGCUACUGUACUCCUGGCUGAUAACAUUCACUUUUAGCAGAGAUACACAUUUAAAAUGUUCAGUCUUUCUCUUGUGGGGAAAAUGGAUAAAAAAAAUAAAAAUGUAUGACUCUUGAUACCAAUCUUGCACUACACAUUUAUGUCCAAUCAAAUGUCCACUAGAAUGAGAAUGUCCCUGCGCUUAAUAGAGCACAACAGUGUGUAUGUGUAUAUAUAUAUACAAAAAUGAAAUCCUUCUUAAUAGACUUAGGAUCAGCUCUGCUGUAAAUCACACCAGUACAAACAUGAUUUGAAGCAAAAACUAUUUCAAAAUCAGACAAAAAGACAAAGGUACAAGAAUGUAGUUGUACUGGCAUGAACUACAAUCCCAAGAAGCAUUGUUAAUGAGGUAAUCAAAUUAAACAACAGAAAUAUAUAAAACUAUGAUUUAAAGUUGUUUAUUGUAAGUAAAGAAACAAUAUAUUUUUUCAUUUUUUGCAAUAUAUUCAGAUAUUUGCAAUUAAUCAAGUAGUUUAAGUGUAUGGAGAUUGCGUAAUUCACUGUACAUCAUGUGAGUGGGCAGUCAUUGCAGAGGUUAUUUAGCAUGCUUUUUAAUUCUCUGAUGGGUGGGUUGUUUAUUCAGAAUCAUGGGUAGUGUAGUUUCAACAAGAAGAACCAGAAAAUCCACUAUUAUACAUUAUUUCUAAAAAAUAAAGGGUUAAAUAACGAGAACUGAUGGCUUCAGCAGAAAUAAAUACCAUUGACUGACAACCUCUGAGCUCUGAGCGACGUGUCUGUGCAGGACCUCCUCACCUUGACCCCACUGCAGGUCUGUCUCUGAAGGUUUAUAAGAUAUUGUUAGGAAUCAAUUCCCCUAUGGAAAAAAUAAUGGGAUUUUUUCUUCCAGAACCAAACCGUUGGACUCUAUGCCAGUGCUUCCCAACUUUUUUUUUCCUUCUGUUUAAGUACCCCCACAAAACCAUCAGUAUGAUCAAGUACCCCUUCAUUGACACAGAAUGAAAGAUUUGUUUGAAUAAGUACAGUAUUUACAUUGAGAACAAGUGCUAAAUCUCUCCUGUCUCUUUUAAGACUUCUGUUCAGCAUUUUUUUGGAUGAGCUCAUAUUAAUGAGGGUGAAGUUGCAUGUUUACUUUACCAGAAUGAAAUCUUUCUUUUUUUAUUGUUGUUUUGAUCAAGAACUGACAGUAAAUGGAUAUGCAUUAAAUGGAACGAGUCAAAAAAAAAA